Messenger RNA from Pogoniulus pusillus (Red-fronted tinkerbird), 2876 nucleotides. It is a transcript of the gene XKR6, whose product is annotated as XK related 6. Gene Ontology annotation, cellular component: plasma membrane. Lineage: Eukaryota; Metazoa; Chordata; Aves; Piciformes; Lybiidae. The record is from RefSeq and is a predicted model, not a curated record. Bases 1 to 1896 code for a protein of 631 amino acids. The transcript has 3 exons. Gene Ontology annotation, biological process: apoptotic process involved in development; engulfment of apoptotic cell; phosphatidylserine exposure on apoptotic cell surface.
AUGGCGGCCAAGUCGGAUGGCGGCGGCGGCGGCGUGGGCUUCGCCCAGCUGCACAACCUGGACGAGGCGGCGGCGGCGGCGGCGGCGGCGGGCGUCUGCGGCGGCAGCGGCGGCGUCGGGGCAGCGGCGGCCGAGGGCGCGGAGGAGCCGGGCGGCAGCAGCUCCUUGCACAUCUGCCACUGCUGCAACACGUCGUCUUGCUACUGGGGCUGCCGGAGCGCCUGCCUGCGGAACCUCUUCGGGCGGGCGGCCGCCGCCGCCGCCGCCGAGCCGCUAGCCCCGCGCCCCGCCGCCGAGGGGCCGCCACGGGCGCCGGAGGGCGGUGAGGCGGGAGAACGACCGUGGCUGGACUGCCUGUGGAUCGUGCUGGCGCUGCUGGUGCUGCUGGGGGACGUGGGCACGGACCUGUGGCUGGCGCUGCACCACUACGGCCGGCGGGACUACGUCUGGUGCGGCCUGACGCUGGCCUUCGUGCUGCUGCCCUCGGUGCUGGUGCAGAUCCUCAGCUUUCGCUGGUUCGUGCAGGACUACACGGGCGGCGGACUGGGAGCCGUGCAGGGCCUCAGCAGCCGCGGGCCGCCGAUGAUGGGGGCCGCCGUCCGGCGGGGGGGACCCGCCGGCGGGGUAGGAGGAGCCGGCGGCACCGCCACCCCCGGGGCGCAGCGCCUCUGCAGGAUCUCCGUCUGGGUCUGGCAGUCCGUCAUCCACCUGCUGCAGAUGGGGCAGGUCUGGAGGUAUAUCCGAACUAUGUACCUGGGGAUCCAGAGCCAGAGGCGGAAGGAACACCAGCGGCGCUUCUACUGGGCUAUGAUGUACGAAUAUGCAGACGUGAACAUGUUGCGCCUCCUGGAGACCUUCCUGGAGAGCGCCCCUCAACUGGUGCUACAGCUCUGCAUAAUGAUCCAAAAGAACCGUGCAGAAACAUUACCAUGUGUGUCCUCUGUGGCCUCCCUGAUGUCCCUGGCUUGGGUGCUAGCCUCCUAUCACAAGCUUCUUCGGGACUCUAGGGACGACAAGAAGAGUAUGAGCUACAGAGGGGCCCUCAUCCAUCUCUUCUGGCGCCUCUUCACCAUCUCAUCCCGAGUUAUUUCUUUUGCUCUCUUUGCUUCCAUCUUCCAGCUCUACUUUGGGAUCUUUGUAGUGGUCCAUUGGUGCGCCAUGGCUUUCUGGAUCAUCCAUGGUGGGACAGAUUUCUGCAUGUCUAAGUGGGAGGAGAUCCUCUUCAACAUGGUGGUAGGGAUUGUCUACAUUUUCUGCUGGUUUAAUGUGAAGGAAGGGCGGACUCGAUACCGAAUGUUCGCGUAUUACACGGUAGUGCUGACAGAGAACGCUGCCUUGACGCUCCUCUGGUAUUUUUACAGAGAUCCUGACACCACUGACUCCUAUGCCGUGCCAGCACUGUGUUGUGUCUUUCUUAGCUUUGCUGCUGGGAUUGCUUUGAUGCUGUUAUAUUAUGGUGUGCUGCAUCCCAUGGGGCCAAGAGCUAAGAUCUUAGUCAGCUCCUGUUGCGCCGAGCUGCUCUGGGGCAUUCCUCUGCCCCCCGAUGUUGAGCCCAUGGCGCCUCAAACCCCUGGGUACCGGGGGGCCCAGGCUACGCCCACCAGAGCGGUCACGGAGCAACAGGAGGAACUCACAGCUGACACUUGCUUGCCCGUUUUCCAGGUGAGAGCAAUGGUACCAUCUACUCCAUCUGGGCGACCCUACCCCCCCGAGGGGCCUCUCAUUAAAAUUGACAUCCCGAGAAAAAGAUACCCUGCAUGGGAUGCUCAUUUUGUAGACAGGAGGUUAAGAAGAACUAUCAACAUCCUCCAGUAUGUCACCCCCACAGCUGUAGGUAUUAGGUAUAGAGAUGGACCUCUCUUAUAUGAGUUGCUACAAUACGAAUCUUCACUUUAAAGCUCCUUAAAAGCAAAAGUAAAAAGAGGGGGACCUUAUUUUUGUUUACGGUAAACACAGAUCAUGAAACAAACACAAACCUUCAGAUAAGCUUUCUUUCUGGUUGCUGUAUGUAUAAAAACAAACAAAAACAACAAAAAAAAAAGAAAAAAAAAGAUAUUCUCUAUGUUUUGUAAGUAAAAACAAAAAGAAAAAACUUUUCCUUUUGUUUUUUACACACGAGAAGCAGUAUUUCAAACUUCCACAUCUAGGAUUCACAGGUGGAGAGGGAGGCAUCUCCACAUCCGUUUUAUACCGUACACCAAGUGUAGAACAUUAUAUAUGGGAUUGGUGCUGAUUGAAAAAUAUAUAUAUAUAUAGAUAUAUAUAUUAAAAAAGAAACCAACAAACAAACAAACCUACAACUGCCUUAUGCCCUUAGGUGCUGAGUUUCAUUAAGUACUGUCACCUUUCUCAUGCAAAACUCUUUGAUGAUUAUAUGCCAGGAAAAAAAAAAAAAAAGCAAACAUAAAAAGCAAAGCAACAACAACAACAAAAAAAAAAAAACACACAACCAAACCUCAACCCCAACCAACUGAAAUGCAAACCUUAAAAUUAUUGAAAAGAAAAAAAAAGGAAGGAAAAAAAAUUAGCAACAACAACAACAAAAAAAGAUAACCUCAACCCCAACCAAUUGAAAUGCAAACUUUAAAGUUAAAAAAAAGGAAAAAAAUUAGAAACAACAACAACAAAAAAAGAAAACCUCAACCCUAACCAACUGAAAUGCAAACCUUAAAGUUAAAAAAAAAGGAAAAAAAUUAGCAACAACAACAACAAAAAAAAAGAAAACCUCAACCCCAACCAACUGAAAUGCAAACCUUAAAAUUAUUUAAAAGAAAAAAAAAGGAAGGGAAAAAAAUUAGCAACAACAACAACAAAAAAAGAAAACCUCAACCCCAACCAACUGAAAUACAAACCUUAAAAUAAAAAAAAAAAGAAAA